UACUUCGCUUCUCGUAAAAUGUGGGAAUAUUGAACCCGCAGAGCUGCAGGGUAGUUGUACUGAGUUGUACCCAAUCACUGUCUGAUCCUGCAGACUGCUUCUGUAAUGCCGCGUAUGGUUUAUUGGAAAGUAUUUCUUGGCCUGGCGACUGACAAAUGGCUGACUUCGCCACCAUCCGAGAGGCUCGUCGGUGCUUGCCUGCACAAGAUUGGCAGCAUAGGUUGGGGCUGAGAGACAGCUGCUACGGCAGAGAAUACCCCCGGUCCCCACCUCUCACUCUCAAGGAGCUGGGCGGCAGCUGCGAUGAAGGUUACAAUCCAAACAGAUCUCCGCUCCAGUUUCAGGAGCCGCUCAGCAAGGAAUCAGGAGACGUUGAUCCGAUCUGGCCACGGUAUCGUGUGAGGGAGCUGAGGUCGCUGCCAGCCUGCUAUCCCGGCGAGGAGAACCUACCAUCACUGAACCCUGCACGGAGGCUGUAUUAUGCUCCAUUUGACACGGGAAGUUCACCUCUCCCAAAUGGAGCAGUUGACAUUGAGCCUUUUGACCAUAUGAUGACCAGAAGACAUUAUUCCUCGUCCCACCAUCCAGACGCCUGCCAGCUAGAACAUCCCCUCCACUCGCUGUCUGAGCGGGUGGGCUUGGGUGGCUUUGACGUGGACCUCAGGGUCUCCUUACUGGACAGCGGGAAGAAGAGGGCUCGACUGGUGGGCAGUCUCAAAGAGGCACACAGGCUUCUCGAGGAUCAGUCUGCCCAGCUGCGGAAACGUGAGGAUCAGCUGUUGGAAAGCAAGACCAAGAUUGAGAUGCUCUCUCUCAAGCAGAAACAAUUGGAAAAUUCCAUUUCCAAUCUGGAAGGAGAGAAAAACUUACUGGAAUUGUCACGCCUUGAAGAUCAGAAGAAAAGUGGAUCAUUGAAAGAUAAGAUCUUACAUCUGGAGGUUGAAAUGGCUAAAGCAAAAUCAGCACUGGAUCUAAUCAACCGUGACCAUGAGUCGAUGCCAUCAUCGCCCUCCCGUACGCUAUCCUUGGCGAAGCUGGAAGAUGCAUUUAAACAGGAGAAGGAGAGCUUGAUCCAGGAACUGCAGUCCACUCAGGAAAUGGUGCGAGUUUACCAGGAGCGAGUGAAGGUGCUUGAGGAGGAGCGUGAUAAAGCUGGAGAAGAUCUGAGGAACGUUCAUGAGGCUCAGCAUUCAGUGCUUUUGAAAACCAACGAAGCCAAUCAAAGACUGACUGAUUCCUUGCAAGCUCAGACAGAACUGCAUGAAGAACUCAACGAGAUGCGCGUCAAAUACAACAAAGCCAGUUUGGCAAGGGACCUCCUCGCUGCCAAAAUGGAGAGAUUGGAAGAGUCUGUCACUAAUUUGAAGACAAAAUUAGAAGAUGUGGUAGCGGACAAGGAUCGUUUUUUCCAGGAGAAGCUGGAAUUACACAAAUGUGUCCAACAUCUGACCCUGGAGUUAGAGCGAGCACUGAGAGGGCGAGAAGGUUUUGAUGACCAACUGGCUGAUCUCCAUGUGGAGCUGCUAAACACCAAAUCCCAGGCCAAUAGGCAAGACCAAGAGAAGGUCUUACUGAAAGAAAAAUUAUCAACCAUCACACAGGUGAAUGAGAGGCUCACUGCUGAGCUGGGCGAGUUGCGGCAGACGCUGGGGCUGCGUCAGGAGCAGCUCCAUCAUCUGGAAGCCGAGAGGAAGAUCCUGAACAAUCAGAUAGAGGCCCUGGAAAAUGAGCGGGCUCAGCUGGUCAGCGAGAAGGAGACACUGCUGACUGCUGUACAGGCAGACGUCAAAGCCCAUGAUGACGAGGUUAAGGCUCUAAAGGAGCACUGUGAAGAGCUCAGAGUUUCCGAGGCCCAGCUCAGAGAGCGCAGCAAGUGCCUGGAGACAGAGCUACAGCUGAAGGCUGAAGAGCUCGCCAUGGUAACCCUGGAGCAGGGUGAAGUUGCUCAGCAGUGGAAGGAGAAGUGGCAGGAAACUGCCUGUGCACUCAAAGCCAAGGAGAAGGAGCUCCAGCUGGCAGCUGUGAAACAACUGACCAAGAAGGAGAAGGCUGAGUUGCUGGGAGAUUGUGAAAUCUUUGCGGCAGAUUUGGAAGAGCUGAUUGAGUUAAGGACUGCGUUGGCCAGGGUGAAUGCGGAGAAGGCACAGCUCAAACGACAGCAGGAGGAGAGCGGACGCGUUAUUGACCUGCUCCAACUGCAGAAAGACAUCAGCAGCGACUCGAAACUGCGAGGUUCCUCCAAGUUCUCCAGGAGUUUAGAGAGUGUCCAAGCUGAGCUACAGAAAUAUCGCAACCAGAUUCAUGGACUUGAGAAGGAGAAGGGGGAGAUGGAAAUGGAAUUGAAGAAACUUAAGCUGCAGGGUGGCACUCUGGUCCGGGUGGAGCUUGACGCCUGCAGGCAGGAGCUGGAGCUGGAGCGGAGCAGGAGCCAGAAGCUACAACAUCAGCUCGACGAGUUGAAGAGGACCAGCCAACCCUUGGAGCAGUGCCAAGUGAAUCAGGCAACAGUGUCACACAAGAUGCAGAGCAGGCAGAGUGAACAGCCGGUGGAGGAUUGUUGUCAGCAGGAAACUAGGUCCAACAAUGAUAAGAAUCAAGAAGACUCACCCGAUCACCUCUCCUUAAAGCUUGAAGACAAUGAGGAGCCUGAUUGUCAGCUUCCCAACCAGGGGCCCCCUUUAAACAGUGGCGACGAGCUCCUGACACACGACCUGGUGAAGCAAAUAUCUUCCCUGCAGCAAGACCUCCGGGACUCCAAGACCACCCAGCGGCAGCAGAACGCGAUCAUACGAGGCCUGAGAGAGGAGUUGGAAGAGGCCAACUUAAACAAACCAGGGGAAAUAAAGGCCUCUCUGGAGGAAGUGGACAGCGAGCUCUUUCAGGUGCGGGAGGAGCUUCAGAAGGUUUGGGACAUGCUGCACAUGCGGAACAGCGAGCUGGAGGAGCAGCAUCAGGAGCUGGAGUCCGCGCGAGGACAGUUCACUGAAUGCAACUCGGAAAACCAGAGACUGGAAAACCUGGUCACCACGUUGAAGCAGCAAGUGACAGAGAAGGAGCACACACUUCGACAGCUUGAAAGGCUCAGACGAACGGAGAAGACUGAAUUCGAAAUAAAGUUUUCGGCAAUGGAAUUAAAGUUAGCAGAAGUGGAAGCCUUGGGUGAAGUUCAACAAGAGAGCCCAACGGAUGAACACAAGAGUUAUUCGCUUCAGAGUUGUCAUCGUUGUGACUCCCUUCUUGAGAAAAUGAAUGCCAAAGUGCAAGACUACUCCGAUAGAAAUUCUGAGCUGCGAGAAGGGAAGGAUACCGCUCUGAAAUCACUGAACGAGGCCCAAAUUCUUACACAGGGGCUUGAAGAGACCGUGAGCCUUGAACAGCGGUUCACCCAGACUCUUGAAGGAGAGAAUCGCGACUUCAGCCGACGCAGUCAGCUGAUGUCGGAACAGCUGGUUGCCUUGGCAAAAGAGCAAGAAGAUCUGAUAAAGGCUUACAACAACCUACCAGAUGACAGGAAAGGGGAGACUUCUCUUGAAUAUUGGACCCCCAGGUCACACCUUGUCCAGAAUGUGGGGGAGAUGUUGAAAUCCCAGGAGGAGCAGCAACGGAGUCUAGAGGAGCAGAACCAGAGGCUGAAGGACUAUGCUGCCUGUCAGAACUUUCAGAAGCUAGAGGAGGAAAUGCAACAGCUGCAGCACCAAUUGCACACUAAAAGACAAAAGAUGGCUGCCAUGGCUUGUGAAAUGGAAUUGCUGAAACACAGAAAUGAAGACCUGAUGAAAGCUCAAGUGAUGGGUGACCAGCCGAUGGAGAAGAGCCGACCUUCAUCUCUCGCUGCAUCUGGGACAGAAGCUGAACUGAGGGCUUCAGAUGGGCGAUUUGUCAGUCCGUGGGCAGCUCACUCUUUUCAGGAGUACAGGCCUUUUAACCGAAGGGGCAGAGAUCUCUCCCCAUUCCGAAGGGAAGAUAUGACCUCACCUUCCAAGGCCAGUGCACGAAAUGCAAAAGUUGGCCAGAGUUACUUUGAGGCCCUGUUUUCUGACCAAGGCUCUGAGAUUGCUCUGCUUCCAGAGGCAAGGCUGAGUGGGGUUCCACCAAUCGCACUGCAGCCCAAGGGAGCCAGCACACCAGACAGGCCUCUAUCACCCUUGCCCCUGAGCAGGACUCCAUCUCCUUCCAGGCCCAACUGCCCCAUCCCACCUCUGAGCGCGGGCAAGUCAUCUCCCGAUUGCUCCUCAGCUUCUGAGGUCCAGAAUGAGGACGAGAAGCCAUCUGGAAGAGCAAUGUCGUCUGCAGUUAAAUGUUCUCUUCUCUUAUCUCCUAGGCCCUUUAAUAUGCACAGGGUGAAUCUGAAUAAAAAAUAAUGUAGCUGUGUCCCUUAGGAAGGAAUCAAGAUCGUAAAAAGCUGCUAAAUUGAAGAACAAAAAUGAAUGAAGCUCUCAAUCUUUAAGGAGCAUUGUCUUCUUGAUAAUCUUUGACAAGCUUAUUAAUUUUACGAGGCUGUUGCUUGCUUGUCACUAUAAUAUGUGGUUCAACACGGCAAAUAAUAUUGCACUGCAGGUUUGUUUACGAUCCAAGAUAGAUUUCCCUUUUCUGCCACUGUGUUUAUUCCUUUGCACUGUUGAAUGAUUCCAUAUCCAGUGCUGAGGCAGGGUUUCGAUACAGAACGUGCCUCCAUAGAUGCUACCCGGCCCACUCAAUUCCUCCAGCAGUUUGGUCUUUUUUUUUGCUCCAUUUGCAUAAGAGGUUAGGAAUCUGGAAUUCUUUCAUGACUGACAAAGCUGGUUUUAAAUCAGCAACUGAUAGGUUUUGGUUAACCAAAGACAUUAAAGAAAUUGGGGUGAAGGUGGGUGUAUGGAUGGUAUAAUGGAUUGGACAUUCUAUUCAGGCACAGGUGAGACAUUGGAGCUGCCUACAAUUUGACUAGAGCUAUGGACUUGGUGAGUCCUAAUUUGGAGUACUGUGUGCAAUUCUGAUCACCACUCUCCCAGAAAUGUGUCAAUAAGAGUGAAAGAGUAUAGAGAAAAUUUACAAGGAUGUUGCCGGGACGAGAGACCCUGGGUUAUAGUGAAAGGUUGAAUAGCUUAGGACUUUAUUCACUGGAGCGAAGGAGAUAAAUGUAAGCCGGCUUUUUCUACUGAGCUUGGGUGAGACUAGAACUAGAGGUCAUAGGUUAAGGGGAAUGUGAGGGGGAUCUUCUUUACUCAGAGAGUGACGAGAGUGUGUAAUGAGCUGAUGCCAGGUUUGAUUUCAGCAAUUAUGAGAAGUUUGUUUAAGUACAUGGAUAGGAUGGGUAUGAAGGGGAGAAAAGAAUCAGCCACGAUUGAAUGGCGGAGCAGACUCGAUGGGCCAAAUGGCCUAAUUCUGCUCCUGUGUCUUAUGGUUCAAGUGCAGGUCAAUGAGACUCGUUCAGCACAGACUUGAUAGGCCGAUGGGCCUGGUUCUGUCCUGUUUUGCCCUAUGGCUGUGGUUCAAUGGAUGAGGGUGGGGAUCUUCUUUAUGCUUACUUCCGAGAAAUCGCGACUGCACCAGGAGGUUGUUCCCAAUGUCAUCCACAGGUUUCUUGAACAGCAACUGAAUAAGUGCAGUGCUAUUGGGUACAGCUCCUCUCUGUAAAAUGCAAUCCAAAAUGUUGGAUUAUCGUAUCAAUGGACCUUUGAAAAAAAUUUGGACAAUAUUUUAUGAAAAUAGUUGCCAUAGAUUCAAAUGAGAUCUACUAGAUCUCCUGAGAUGGUUCUUAAAUAACAAUUAUUUCAUUCUUCUAAAAAAGCAAAAUGUAUAUUUCAUCUUUCACCAUGACCCCACCCUGAAUUGGUGACUGUGGCUCGGUGUGGACAUUCCCGAUGCUCGGGCAGGAUCCUACAGUUGUGAGGGGUGGGGAGGGAGGAAUAAUACCCUUGCUGAAGGAGAGCUGCAUCACUGGAGGUGCUGUCUUCAGAGUGAAACAUUAAGCUCCCUCCUGAAUGGAAGAAACCCACAUCAUAAUUUAACGGUAGAGUAGAGGAGAUCUUCUCAACGUGCUGGCCAGUAUUUAUCAAUUAUCAUCGCAGAAACAGAUUGCCUGGUACCUUUCUCACAUCUUUUGUUUGCAAGACUCCUAUGCACUGGCUGCUGGGUUGCUGACAAUGUAGCAGCGUCUACUAUUUAUAAUUCAUUGGCUGUAAAAUGCACUGGGACCUUCUGAGCUCAUGCUUUGGCUUUCUUUUAGCUCAGUCCUUAAUCUGUAUAGAACAAAUCUUCAUGAGAAAAUGCAGAAUGUAGCACUUCAUGAGAGAUAAAGUGACUAAGCCUGGCUGGAUCAACUUUGAUGGAAAAAAUGGGAAGAAUACAGAAUCGAUAUCUGGUUGUUUGUCUUCAAGGUUCUACCAUUCAUUUAGACCAGGGGUUCCCAACCUUUUUUAUGCCGUGAAUGAAUUUCAACUCCACCAGAAGGUUAUUCCCAGGGCCAUGUACAUGUUUCUUGAACAGACCCUAGGUUGGGAACCAUUGAUCUAGACAGAGGGGCAUAUUACGCUGUCCAGUUAACCAUCCUACCCACACAUUUUUGGAGUGUGGGAGGAAACUGUGGCACCCAGAGGAAGCCACUCGUCAGUGGGAAAACGUGCAAAAUUUCACACACAGAGCACCAGGCUUCAGGAUUGAACCCAGGUCACGGGAGCUCUGAAGUCUUAUCCCUCCCAACUGCACAGCAGUGCCACCCUCGUAUUCAAAGUUAGACCAUGCUAUAAUGCUUCUCCUUGUCCCAUUUUUGAACAUCCAGAUUCCACAGAAGAUGGUAGGAUUAAAAACAACAUGUUGAGAUAACUUUGUUUCCAAUGUAAAAUGAUAGGAACAUUAUUUAAUUAAUGACAUCUUGAAAGUGAGAAUUCUUGGCCUAGAUUUAUUAAGCUCCCUAGAAGAAUUGUUAAGAUUUCUGAAAAUUCGGCAUUUUCUAUGAAAAAUUAGUUCUACAUAUUUAUGCAGCGUCAAAGUUAAUGACGGUCCCCAGUCAGAGCACUGGCAAUGUUGUUAUGGCGGUCACGAUAUGUGGAAUAUGUUUGUUUCCUUACCUUGCUGAUCCUGUGAAGCCUUGUAUUUAGCAUGUUUUUUGAUUUGUGACAUGUUGUUCAUUACAACCAGAGCUGCACCUAUACUGUUGUAUCAUGUGGUCUUUUGU
Mobula hypostoma (lesser devil ray) is the source of this 7153-nucleotide messenger RNA. RefSeq names its product protein lava lamp-like. The transcript has 32 exons. The record is from RefSeq and is a predicted model, not a curated record. The coding region runs from base 156 to 4361 and encodes 1401 amino acids. NCBI's taxonomy places the organism in Eukaryota, Metazoa, Chordata, Chondrichthyes, Myliobatiformes, Myliobatidae.